Penicillium canariense is the source of this 1809-nucleotide messenger RNA. RefSeq lists its product as uncharacterized. NCBI's taxonomy places the organism in Eukaryota, Fungi, Ascomycota, Eurotiomycetes, Eurotiales, Aspergillaceae. The record is from RefSeq and is a predicted model, not a curated record. Bases 1 to 1809 code for a protein of 602 amino acids. The transcript is spliced from 3 exons.
AUGGCCCCCAAGUGCUCUGGCCGGUUGAUUAGCGGUACCGCUAAGCCCAAAACACACCUAGACCCUGGCGAUCAAGACCGGUUUAGCCCUCAGCUGGGCUCUAUGAUCUUCUUUGGAGGAAGAGCUCGCGAGAUUCCGCGUGAGACUGUUCUUCUGAGUAGGUUAAAUAGGACUACGUCUGCCCUGUUUGACAGGAUCUCAUCCUCUACAUCAUCCUCGCAAUCUGCGGAAUAUCUUCCGCGGGGAGGUUCUACGUCCCGCUCAACCACUCUUUUAUACAUCCCGCCCAAGCAUCAAGAUGCUUGCCACCGCUGCCAUGUCGGUGCUGGUCCUCCUGCCUGCCGUGCAGGGAGCCCCAGCCAGCUCGCACGACUUGACGAGCGCCUCUGCUUCCGGCCAUGGCCUGCACAAGCGCUGCGGCACUGUGGGCAAUUACUACAACCAGAAGACACCAGCGACUACGACACCUACAAAACCGGAGACUGGCUGAACAACUGGUGGAACUCCAACCAGAACCUGAUCAGCAGCAACUCGGCCGGGUUCGCCGGCGCCUUCGGCCAGUGGGCUUUGGGGAACCCGGACUGGACGUGUCGGGAUGAUGGUUCCAACUCGGACUGCGAUCUGGACCUAUGUGAUAACCGCGUCCUGAAUGACCGCGGCGACGAUAUCCGUACAACGUACUAUGUACUUGAGUCGGUGAACCGGCUGCAUACGUAUUUCACGGGUGUCGGCCAGGCGUUUACGACUGCUGCCCUUGGCGCGGCGCUCUCGAAGGACUCGUGGGCUACGACCUUCUACAAGGACAAGGACGAUAAGAGCGCGACGGUGCUCAAGGAGGUGCUCAACGCCGUCGCGACUGUCGUUGGCAUUGGCGCUACCUUCGCCGGUCUGGGGUAUCCCUUGACAGGAGCUGUUGGUGGCGCGGCCGCAGCCCUCAUUGGCGGCGCAAAUGGUGCUGCUGGUCCCGUCGUGGAUGUACACCAAGACGAUACCUUCCAGAAAUCUGCCGAUCUGGGCGGCAUUCUGGGCACCAUCGUCGUCGACUCCCUCAAGUCCUUCACCACAGCCAACAACCAGCUGAUGGCCGGCCAGAGCUACGGCAAUAACGACAUCCGCAGCUAUCUCAGUGGCGGCGCAUUCCUCGCAUACGCGGGCGUGGACAAGAAUGCCGUCACCGAUGCCAUGACCAGCAUGCUCAUCGGCACGUCCAUCAACCAGCUCUACCGUACGCAGAAGAUCUUCGUCAUGGGUGGCGGCGCCUGCGGUGAUAACCAGGGCAUCGGCUCUGGGCCCUCCGAGGCCGUCGUCUGCCGCGACGGCAAGGCCUGGUACCUGUACUACUGGCAGGAGAACGACGUGAUCUCUACCACCUCGCACCAGUGGGGGUGGGUUGCGUCGCCGCCAGGCGCGGAGAAGCUGGGCGCGAACGAGUACGGCAGCGUGACUGUCGCGGACAUCAUCAACUCCUCUCUCGACGCGUAUAAUGUCGCGGGCUACGACUACAGCAACGACAAGGCGGCGUCCCGCGCCGAGGAGGCCUAUGUGAGUGGUUGGGGGAACCCGGGUGCGAAAGGCGCUGCUUGGGAAGGUAUCUUUACUAUCCCUGUGUGCGAUGUCGGCGCCGCCGUCAACUCGGAUUACUCGGGCAAGGAGUAUAUCCUACAGCCGUAUGGACAUGAUAGCCGCCCUGUUUGGUGUGGUGCUAUUUGCGGAGGUGAUGUGCAGAAGACCAAGGACUUCAUUCAUGCUGCCAACAUGGAUGGCUUCAUGAGCCCGAAGCACCUGUGCCCGACGGAUGCUGGGUACUAG